AUGGACGAGAGAACGAAAAUCGUAGACGUAUGGGCAAAUAAUUUAGAGGAGGAAUUUGAACGAAUCAGGGAUGUAGUCGAAAAUCAUCCCUAUGUUGCUAUCGACACAGAAUUUCCAGGAAUUGUUGCUAGGCCAACAGGAAAUGUAGUAGAUUAUAAUUACCAAACAAUAAAAUGCAAUGUAGACCUAUUGAAGGUUAUACAAUUAGGAGUUACCUUUUCCAAUGGAAAGGGGGAGCUACCUAACGUAUCAACAUGGCAAUUCAAUUUUAAGUUUGAUCUAGAAAGUGAUAUGUAUGCGCAGAAUUCUAUAGACUUUCUCAAGCACAGUGGAAUCAAUUUUGAAAAACAUCAAUCCUUAGGAAUCGAAUUAUUGCAUUUUGGGGAAAUUAUCAUGUCCUCAGGUUUAGUGAUGAAUGAAGAUGUCAAAUGGAUAUCCUUCCAUGGUUGUUAUGAUUUUGCUUAUCUGUUAAAAAUACUAACAUGUUGCGCUUUACCUCAUAAUGAAAUUGCCUUUUUUGAUUUACUGAACGAUUUUUUCCCUUCGCUAUACGACAUAAAGUACUUUCUGCUAAAUUUGAACAUCAAGCAAUUAAGUAGAACCUACUCCUUGCAGAAAAUUAGCGAAAUUUUAAGUGUAAAAAGGAUAGGAAGACAACAUCAGGCUGGUUCAGAUUCCCUCGUGACAUGUAAAACAUUUUUCAAAUUGUUGGAACUUUAUUUCGAUAACCAAAUAGAUGACAAGAAGUAUUCGGGCAUUAUAUACGGCUUGGGAUCCACUAUAAAAAAUUACAAUCCAAAAUUGGAGGACAGUCCACAUAAAAUUAAUAAUUCAAAUCAUUAUGGCAAUGGCUACGUGAAGGGAAAUAAUAAUGCGCAUGGAAGUAGUGGCCACUAUGGCUGCGGCUAUAGCUCCAAUUACGAUUGCAAUUAUAGCGGAAGUCACAGUGUUAACCAUAGUGGGAACCACAGCUGCAACCACAGUUGUAACCACAGCGGCAACCACAGUUGUAACCACAGCUGUAACCACAGCGGCAACCACAGCGAUAACAACGACAGCGAGGAACGGAGCAGAGAAUGCAACCACAUGUACAUGGAUGGAAAUAACUGCAUGAUGCAUACACAGAACCAUAUGCUGACCUCCUAUCAGGGGAAUAAGGAAUACCAAAUAAGUUUCAGCAAGGACGCAGUCAAGGGCAAUUUUAAAAGUGAUAUGCUGUACAAUUUGUAUGCAGAUAUGAACCAAAAUAACUACAACACCAUUGCGAAUGUAGGCAAUAUGAUCCAGAACAAUAUUAAUGGCUUCGCUUCAUAUGAGAACGAUGCUACAAAUAAUCGAGAUUUUAUCAAGUAUAGCUCCCAACCACAGUUGCUUAACAUGAGUACUGCGAAUGCCAAGUCGCUGCGGGUUCUGGCUAAUAGCGACGUACAUACGAACAGCCUUAGUGGAGGUGACAGUGGAAGUAACAGUGCCAACGGAAACGGUAGCGGAAACGGUAGCGGAAAUGGUAGCAGAAAUGGUAGUGGAAAUGGUAGCGGAAAUGGUAGCAGAAAUGGUAGCGGAAAUGGUAGCAGAAAUGGUAGCGGAAAUGGUAGCAGAAAUGGUAGCGGAAAUGGUAGAGGGAAUGGUAGCAGAAAUGGUAGCGGAAAUGGUAGCGGAAAUGGUAGAGGGAAUGGUAGGGCGAGUGGCAAAAAUAGCGGCAAAGGUGGAGGAAAAGGCGACAACAAGGGUGAGGGCAAAGGGAACGCAAAAAAUAGUAACAAAAAUAAUAACAAGAACAACGGCAAGAAUAAUAGUAACGGCGAUGGCAACAGCAAAAACGGAAGCAACAGCCGAGGCAAUAACGGAGGCAAUAACGGAGGCAAUAAUGAGGGAAAUAACGGAGGAAGCAGUGGUGGCAACACAGGCGGCAACGGCACAGGUCAUAGCGGUGGUCAUGGUGGAGGCCAGAAUAGUGGCCACAACGGAGGAAACGGAAAUAGCCAUACGAACGGUCACAGCGGAGGGAAUGGCAACAACCACGGUAACAACAAAGGGAACGGAAAAAACAAAUACAACAACAACACAAGCAACAACACAAACAUCAACAACAAUGGCAGGGACUUCAUCAGCCUUGCAGGAAAUUCCAACAAAAGCAGCUUAGACAACAGCACCAAGCCGCUCAAAAACGUUUUUAAUGAUCUGCCGAAAAGGCCCAGUAACGAUAAUUUGAACAACGAUAAUUGGAGGAACGAUAAUUUGAGCAGCGAUAAUUGGAGGAGCGAUAAUUUUAGGAACGACAAUUUGAGCGACCAUUUUAGCACAGCCAAUGUCAACAGCAGUAGCGAGCCUUUGAGAAAUAUGAAUGGAGUAGGAGGAACAACCAAUCGUAAUUUUACCAACCCUAGUGGAAACAUCAUCAGUUUGAAUAGCGCCAACAUGAGUGUGAGCAGCAUGAAGAACUCCAUCCUACUAAACAACCUUAGCAGUUUAAGUGGCACGAAUAGCAAUGUUAGUAUAAGCGGGAAGAGUGGCCUAUCUAGUAAAGGCUCUAUGCAAAGCAAAAAGGGCGCUAUUGGAAAAAAUGGUUCAGUAGGCAAAAACAACGUAGUUGGUCUCAGCAUGAGCAGCUUAAACAACCCUGUGGUACUUCCAAAUGGUUUAAGUGUAGGUACAACUGGAAUAAACCUCGCAAAUAUAAAUAAUGGCAUGGUGGUUAACAAUAUGGAUGUGAAUAAUAUGCGUAUGAACAAUUUGAGUAGUAAUGUGAGCGUGAACCGUGUACCUGCAGCUAAUGUUGGGAAUAUAAAUUUGAAGCAAAGCAGUAUCAGCGUUAGCAUGAACAACAGGAACGCCAACAACAGUUGCAGCGUCAGCACUGUGAGCGAGGUGAACGGAAGGCAAAGUGGCUCCAUGAAAAGUGUAAACAUAUCCGAAGAAAGUAUUAUAGAUGCAGUUAAGGGGGAUUACGAGGUGGACAACAGCAAUCCUAUGCCUCAAAACGGAAUUGCAUUAAGCAGUAUGUAUGUACCCAAUAUGAACUAUGCCAAUGGCGGAGGUAACGGGAACCAUAAGAAUAGUGCAAGCGCAAAUGGAAGUGGAAAGAAUAGCAGUAAGAAGAACAACAGCAGCAAUGGCAGUGACAUUGGCCCAUUUUUAAAUAGCGUAAAUUUGGGUGCAGCCAACAUGGCUAGCAAUCCACCCCUCCAAAUGAACAGUAACGUAAGUAAUUUUAAGCAGUACCCCAUGCCAAACAAGUACAACUCGUUUAGCAACUACCCCACAAGUGUAAGCAACCCCAAUGAUAAGGGCACUACAGAAGAUUCUGAAAUAGAUGAGGCAUUGUUUGACGGAGCUGGCGGCAUGGGUAUUGUUGGGAAUGGAAUUAACAGCGGCAGUGGUAACGGUCAUGGUAAUGGUCAUGGUAAUGGUAAUGGUAACGUUGGAAACAGUGGUGCAAAUGCGAACGGAAAAAACGCUUUGAAUAAAAACGGGAUGAACAAAGUAAACAUGGCACACAUAAGUUAUGGCAAGAAUAUAAUUCCAAGUGGUGUAAAUGGCAAUAGCAAUUUUAAGGGGAGCCACAAAAGCAAUACCCUCAUGAACAGCGAAAUGCCUGGUGGCCUAAUGCAGAAUGGUAACCUUAUCAGCAAGAAUAAUGAAUUGAGUAGUGGGAAUUUUGACGCUAUGAGUGACCUACCGCCAAAUAUGACAAUGCUCAGGGAUGACAACUCCAAGGAUGAAAAAAUGAACAACUUAAACAAAGGUGCAAUGGGGAGUUUUCCCGUAAAGCAUCCACCCCCACCUCCUCCUCCACCUCCCCCACCAUCUUCAUGCAAUUUGACCAACGUGAUGAGCAACGGAAAUCAAAACAACAGUGGCGAAAAGGCUAAAAAUAAUUCCAUCAUGAAAAAUCUGAGUUCAUCUUCCUCCAACAACACGGGCAAUGCUAACUUGAGCAACGGGGCUCAUCCAAUCAGUGGCAACGAAGCGAAAAUUUGUAACUUGGGAAUGGGUUCAGCUAGCUAUACAUCGAACCACCUGCUGAAGCAUAACAUGAGCCUCAGCAAUUUGGGCAAUGUCAGUGGAAGCAACAAACUGAAUUUAGCCAACAUGGCUAACCCGAAUAGUUCCGGAGUUAUUAAGAACAACUCGCCUGGUCCAGUUGGUCCAGCUGGUGCCAAUGGCGGUGUGCGCGCAUUAGGCACAAAUAUCGUCCCAGUAUACAACGCAACAAACAAAGGGCCCCUUGAUAAUGGCGAAGCCAACAUGAACCCUAGCUUCAACAUGAAUGGUUCAAACAAAAAUAACAAAAAUUGUAAUCAGCUGAGCAGCACCACAAAUGAGAGGAAUAGCAAAAAUAAUGCGAAAGAAGGAAAUGGCAAAAAUACUGUCUUGUUAGUAAAUAGUAGUGUUAGUGAAGAGGCCUAUAAUGUUGAUGAAGGUAUCAUUGCCAAUGGAGGUACAUUGAGCAGUGCCAAUAGCUUGUACAAUGGAAGCCCGAAAAAUAGCGGAGACCAGGCCAAGGGAAGAACCAACACGAAUACCACGAGCGAUAGCGCCAACAAUGGAAAGAACGGCAAGGGUGGGAAAAAUGGCAACAAGAACCACAAACAUAGUAAAAACAAAAAUAAGGGCGCCAAUGGGGGGAUUAACAUCGGAGGUGUUACAAAUGCAACAACAGCAAACGGAGGCAGCACGGUCAUCAAGAAAAGAAGUAAUGAGAAAAAUGCUGCAGAUAAAAUGAAUAUAAGUAACUUGGAGCAGAACAAUAACUAUGAUUCAGUUAGCCAAAAAAAAAAUGGAAACAAAAUUUUCGCCAACAUUGUAAGGGAGGAAGAAGAAGGAAAGUUUUCAAGCGGAAAUGUGGUUUCAAAUGAUGAAAAGAAAAAUGCCCCAAUAGAUAGAAAUGAACACAAAAGCCUUUUAAAUAAUAUGAAUUAUUUCAAGGGAGAUAAUGUGAAAAUGUACAAUAGGGGAGGAAUAGGAGCAGGUAGUGGAGCUGCACCUGUAGCGGGACCGUAUGGAAAAAACGGUGCUCAUCAUUUAGGCGUAAAAAAUAACUUUCUCAAUAGCCCUACGUGCGAUAGCGAAAGUAUGCUGCAUAAUAUAAGUAGUGUAAAUAUAAUUAACGACAUGAACACUUCUGACAUUAUGAACCCAUCAAAUGUGCAGAAUUAUGCCAACAGUGGUAGCGCCAGCGAUGUUAACGCGGAUAUUCAUUACCUUGGCAGCAUGAACAAUAGCAAAGGUGGAAAUAACUACGCCGAAGUUUUGCAUGGAAAAAUGAAUAACUUAAAUAUCAUGAACAUAAGUAAGAUGCACAGUGGGACUUAUUCGGUCAAUAAUAACGUGGGCCCUUUGAGCGGUGGUCUAGGCGGCCGCCACAAUGGCAAGCACAACAGCAGUAGCAUAGCCGAAAAUACGAGUACCAACGGAGGCGCCUUCAAUUUUGUGAACAAGAAAACGAGCAAGGACAACCUAAGCAUGAUAAACCAUGCCAUGAUGAAUAACCUGAACUUAAACAACAUUUAUGCGAACAGUGACACGAAGGCGUUUAACAAAAUGAAUGUUAACCACAAGGGAGGAGGUAGUGUAAGCAACUCCAAUUUUUGUUUUAACGGUGAAGGUGCAACAGGUGUAGUAGCUCGAAAUCAGCCAUAUUACAAUUCAUACGCUGAAUCGUUUCCAGAUAAAAUAACGAACAAAUCAUUUAUCGAAAAGAGUGGUAACAUAAUACCUUCUUCCAUUUAUAAUGGUAAGAGGGAGGAACCCAGCAUAAGCAUGUAUAACUACGUUGAUAGUAAUAACUUUUUGGAAAAGAACGCAAUUCUUGCGGACAAGUAUGAGCCAAUGGAAUCACCCCAAGGUAACAUGUUCAACUAUGCCAGUUACGAAUAUAAAAAUAAAGAAAGAAAAUUUUUUUACGAUGCAUAG
Molecule: messenger RNA, 5916 nt
Organism: Plasmodium knowlesi strain H
Lineage: Eukaryota; Apicomplexa; Aconoidasida; Haemosporida; Plasmodiidae
Product: CCR4-associated factor 1, putative
Exons: 1
Coding region: 1-5916 (1971 amino acids)
Cellular component (GO): P-body; CCR4-NOT complex; CCR4-NOT core complex
Molecular function (GO): nucleic acid binding; poly(A)-specific ribonuclease activity
Source: RefSeq, a predicted model, not a curated record